Molecule: messenger RNA, 2298 nt
Organism: Scheffersomyces stipitis CBS 6054
Lineage: Eukaryota; Fungi; Ascomycota; Pichiomycetes; Serinales; Debaryomycetaceae
Gene: HCA4
Product: RNA-dependent ATPase
Exons: 1
Coding region: 1-2298 (765 amino acids)
Biological process (GO): rRNA processing
Cellular component (GO): nucleus
Molecular function (GO): RNA helicase activity; nucleic acid binding; ATP binding
Source: RefSeq, a predicted model, not a curated record
AUGGCCAAACCUCGUCGAAACAAUAAGAACAAGAAGGGCCAGUCGAGAUCUCAAGCCCGUGAAAAAGAAGAGGCCGAGUUGCUCAAAUUGCAAGAGAGAAUAGACCAAUAUGAUCCUGCGGUAGAUGAAAAAUCUAUAUCUCAGUUCAGCGACUUGCCCAUUACCCAGGAAACUCUCCGUGGACUCAACGAGUCCAGUUUCAUGUCACUCACAGAUAUUCAGAAGAAGACAAUACCUAUAGCUUUGAAGGGAGAAGAUCUUAUGGGGACAGCCAGAACUGGCUCUGGUAAAACUUUGGCAUUCUUGAUUCCUGUGGUGGAGUCUUUAAUAAGAAACAAGAUCACUGAGCACGAUGGUCUUGCUGCUUUGAUUGUUUCUCCUACCAGAGAGCUUGCGGUCCAGACUUUUGAGGUUUUGACGAAAAUCGGCAAGUACAACACUUUCUCAGCCGGUUUAGUUACUGGAGGAAAGGAUGUCCAGUACGAGAAGGAAAGAGUUUCACGUAUGAAUAUUCUUGUAGGUACACCAGGUAGAAUUUCUCAACAUCUUAACGAGGCUGUAGGAAUGGAAACAUCCAAUUUGCAGGUGUUGGUGUUAGACGAAGCUGACAGAUGUUUGGAUAUGGGAUUCAAGAAACAGAUAGAUAACAUUGUGGGCCAUUUACCUCCUACUAGACAAACCCUUUUGUUCUCCGCUACAGUUUCUGAUAGUGUUAAGGACUUAGCCAGAUUAUCUUUGACAAAUCCUAAAAGAAUCGGAGUAUCAUCUGACCAGGAUGUCUCUGCUACACCUGAAUCCUUGGAUCAGUACUAUAUCAGAAUUCCUUUGGAUGAGAAGCUAGAUGUGCUUUGGUCUUUCAUUAAGUCGCAUUUGAAGAGUAAGAUAUUGGUGUUUUUUUCUUCAUCAAAGCAGGUUCAAUACGCUUAUGAGACGUUCCGUACUUUGCAGCCCGGUAUCUCUUUGUUAAAGUUGUAUGGCCGACACAAGCAGACAUCUCGUCUUGAAACCACCGUAAAAUUCACACAGGCUCAGUAUGCCUGUCUUUUCGCUACUGACAUCGUAGCCAGAGGUUUGGACUUUCCGGCCAUAGACUGGGUUGUGCAAGUAGAUUGUCCUGAAGAUGCGGUCACUUAUGUCCAUAGAGUGGGACGUGCUGCUCGUUUCGGACGCCAAGGUAAGUCUCUCUUGAUGUUGCUACCAUCAGAAGAAGAAGGUAUGUUGAAGCGCUUGGAGAACAACAAGAUUGAACCCAAGUUCAUGAACAUUAAGCAGAAGAGCAAGAAGAGCAUCAGACCACAAUUGCAGUCUUUGUGUUUCAAAGACCCAAUGAUCAAGAAUCUCGGUCAGAGGGCUUUUAUCUCGUACUACAAAUCGGUGUAUAUACAGAAAGAUAAGGAUGUGUUCAAAGUUGAAGAAUUGCCAUCUGAAAAGUAUGCUGCUUCGUUGGGUUUGCCAGGAGCUCCUAAAAUCAAGAUAAAGGGAGGAAGCUCUAGCAAAGAGAAGAAGAAUGCUUCUAGACAACUUGUAGCAUUGUCCAAGACUAACGAGGAUGGAGAGUCUGUGGAGAAUGAAGCUUCUAAAGUUAGAACCAAGUACGACCGUAUGUUUGAAAGAAAGAACCAGAACGUUUUGUCUGAACACUACUUGAAGUUAAACGGUAGCCAGACUAAGGAAGAUGAAGACGAAGAAGAAGAAGAUGACUUCAUGUCUGUGAAAAGAAAGGACCACGAGUUAACAGAGGUAGAAUUACCUGACUUGACUAUUCCAGUUUCGAAGAGACAAGCCAAGAAGGCUCUUUCCAAGAAGUUGUCUAUUUCUACUAAAGGCAACCCUACGAAGUUGAAGUUUGAUGAUGAAGGAGUUGCGCAUGCCAUUUAUGAAUUGGAAGACGAAGAAGACUUCAUCAAGCGGGGCGAUGCCAAAGAGCAGAAGAAGGCAUUUGUUUCAAGGGAAACUGAAGUAAUGAACGAAGCCGACGAGGAAGACAAGAUAAUGGCUAAGGAAAAGAGACAAGAAAAGAAGAGGAAAAGAAAGGAAGUGGAAAAAAGAAUGAGAGAUGAGGAAUUACAACUGGGCGACGACGAAGAAACCGUCUACACCCUUGGCGGAGAUGUAGACUUAGAAAGAGACAUGGAGUACUCUACUGAUGAGGAAGAACAGCCACAGAAUAAGAAGCCUAAGUGGUUUGAAAAUGACAAGCACAACAGGAAGAAUCCAGUUAACCAUAUCGUGGAAAUCGACGAGCCAGAAACUUUGGAAGAUUUGGAAUCUUUGACGGCCAGAUUGUUACAGCAUUAA